AUUGUAUGUUUGUUUAGAUGUGUUUUAGCCUUUGAACCAAGCAUGUCACAGAGGAUACGUUUUAUAUGAUAGACUGUGUAAACCACGCCACUCAACCAGAACAGACCAAACAAUGCUACUGAGUACAAAAUACCGUGUUUUGUAGCUUUUAAAAUUAAGUCACAAACGAUUACUUUGGCGGCGUUUGAAGUUCUUUUCACGAACUAACUCAGGAACUGAGAGACGAAGAAACAAGCCAUCAAACACGUACCUUCAUACGACAAAGCUGCUUCGAUUUUAGCAAUGAAAUCGAACUUUUUCCUUGUUAUAUACGCAGUUUAAAGCCUUGUUCAUGGUUUAAUUCUUCCAAGUUUGCUUUACAACUGAGUUUCGACGAUUUGAAGUUUACUCAGAAUCCAGUACUGUAGAUAUGGGUUGCUAUGACGAUGUCCUAGUCUUUAUUCUGAUAUUGGUCACACUGUAUCAUCGGCUCUUAGCUAUUUCUAUAUGCGAAGUCAAUUUGAUACAGGCACAAGAAGGGGAGGUAACAUCGCCAAACUUUCCAUACAACUAUCCAAGCAACACCAACUGCACAUUAGUCAUUGAUGUUGGACCAAACAACAGGAUUGAUAUUGAGUUCAAAGAUUUUCGCGUUGAAGAAAACGAUGAUAUGCCUGGUUCCUGCUUAAGCGCAGAAUAUUUAGAAAUCUCUGAGGGAAGCAAAAACAAAAUCUACUGUGGGUACAAACUGCCAACGAGGUACCAGUCUACUGCAAGUAACGUCACAAUACGGUUUAUAACAGACAAGCACAUAAAUUACAUGGGAUUUCGACUGCUUUUUAGCACGUCUAGAAAAGUUUUAGCUGAUUCCAUAUGCCCCACUCGAUACAUCAAGAAAGACAUGUCUGGCUCAUUUUCCUCACCCAACUAUCCUAAUCUCUACACAAAUAAUGAACAGUGCAGACUGACUGUUAGCGUGCCUGAUAAUUAUAUGAUGAAUGUAUGGUUUACAGCGUUUCACUUACAACGUUCUCUGGUAUGCAGCAAUGACUAUUUGUUGAUUAAGGACGAAAAUGGGGGUUGGAAAAUGUGCGGAGGAGGAGAAAAUAAAAUACCAAAGCGAAUGAAAUUCGUGGGAAACACUGUUAGAAUGGAAUUUAAAUCUGAUAGUAGCGUUGGUCAGCGUGGAUUUCUUUUACACUACAAUAUGACUAGAUUACGAGAAGGUCAAUGUGUUUGCACACAAGGUCUUGAAUAUAUCUCCAUCAACAACUUCAAAUCAAAAAUACGUCGAAAUAACAACGUAAUCAAGUUCCUCUUCAAAACAUCCAGGCCAAAUGGUUUGAUCAUGUUCUCUAAAGGAAGGUUAAGGGACUAUAUCUACAUUGGCAUCAGCAAUGGUCGUCUUUUUUAUCAAGCUGAUCUUGGUACAGGUAGCGGCCGAGUCAUAUCUCCGGGACGAAGCUUAAAUGACAAUAAAUGGCACAAGGUCCAAAUUACUCGUCAAGAUAAAAUAAUAACUAUUGCAGUCGACGAUAGAUUUAAAGGUUAUGCUUCAACUCGUGGACCAUUCAACCGCCUUGACAUUCCAGAUUCCAUUGGUUUCUUCCUGGGCGCACCAUCAUCUAUCAAGGGUCUUGUUGGAAACUUUGUUGGAUGCAUACGGGACUUACAAGUGGACGAAUUGGAGUCAAUCACAAACGCAUUCGCCGGAAAACCAUUUCACCAUACAUUUGGUCGCGAGCGCUUUAGAAAAUGCUAGCUAUAGGACAAACGGACUAAUAUGUAUUUGAGGUAGUGUUAGAUAAAGGAGUUCCCGAGAGCGACUCCUAUACGAAGGGAGGGGAUGCUCGUCGAAAAUUUUGAAAAUUACCCCUUGGAGGUACCUAAGCCUUAUCAAAUGUGGGUGUGGCAAAAAAUGAUUUUUACCCCUAAAAGGCACCAGUUCAGUACCUAUGAUCUAAGCGAUAGAGGUCAGAUUAUGAUGAACCGCAAAUUAGUAUCUUGACUUACAACUGCCAUUCUGACUGUCAUCGUAUUGCCUCAAAUACACCAGGUAAUGGCUUACUAAGCUAAAUGAUAAAAAGAAACUUAAUGGGCGAAUAUGGAUUAGUUUAAAGAUUAUCAGCUGUUUCUUCAAAGGUCCUUUCACUGGAUGUGAACUAAAUGAGAAAAUGAAGGGGCGACUUUUUCACAUCCAUUGAAAGGACCUUUUUUAUAAGAUAAAUUAUUUAUGUUUUGGUCAAAGCAGAUCAAAAAUAUAAACAAAAUAGAUAAGAAGAAACUUAAUGGGCGCGUAUGGAUUGGUCUAAGAGCUUGGGUUGAUUAACAGCUGACACUUCAAAGGUCCUUUCACUGGAUGUGAACUAGAUGAGAAAAUGAAGGAGCGACUUUUUCACAUCCAUUGAGAGGACCUUUUUCUUAAGCAAAAAGUCAUACGUUUUGGUCGAAGCAAAUCAAAAAUAAAUAUAAAAUAGAUAUGAAAGAACUUAUUAAUGUGCAAAUAUAGUUUAAGAGCUUGAGUCGAUUAGAAGCCGUUGCUUCAAAGGUCCUUUCACUGGAUGUGACUAGAUGAGACCAUGAGGGCCGGGCGACUUUUUCACAUCCAUUGAAAGGACCUUUUUUACAAGCUAAAGGUUUUAUGUUUUGGUCAAAGCAGAUCAAAAAUAUAAAUAAAUAGAUUUAAAAAGUUGGAUAAGAUGGAUUAAGAUGCCAGAUAGAUAAGAUGCCAAAUGAUCAAAGAAUCUGUUUAAUUGAAGUCUCAGUGUAACGAAUGUGCAGCCACCUCCUUCGCAUUUAUAAGGAAUGUAUGGACAGAAACAGGAUUUUUGACCAGUUUUGUUAUUCACUUCAACACAAGAUUUCCAUGACUGUAUUCAAUACUUGAUCGAUUUUGGGCAAGUGAAUUUGAGGUGUAAAAGGACAGGAUUUAUGAACGAGACCCUUGCAAGGCCUUCUGUGCUUAACCCAACCAGAAAGAUGGUAGCCGAGGCUAUAAGAAAGGCAGUACCAAACAACGGCUUUAUGCUCUCUCGUUUCGCUUGUCACCAGUACUCUAUCUGAUCUGGAUAAGAGCGCCAGAUGAUUAAAGGUUUAUUACUUUUUAAUUUAAGACUCUAACGGAUGUACAGCCAGAGAAAUUCGAGAUUUUGUUGUGCAAGUCAUCACUGUCCAGCGAAAAAUAUUUAUAAGGAAAUAUAUGGGAGGAUCGUCAUUAACUUUAAAACGAGAUUUUUAUAGUGACCGUAUUGAAGAAGAAUUUGGAUUUUUCACUUAUCCCUUGUGAGGCUCUUAGCGCUCAAUCCAAAGAGAAAGGUGGCAAGCAAAGGCUUAUGAGGUCCACCAAACGAAGGUUUAUAAAUAUACCUAUACUGCGCAUGACUAACUUCUGUAAGCAAAAGUCUUGGAUGGAAUUUCAUACCUCCCACAUGGUAUGAGGCAACUGUAGGAACUUAGUCAUCAGAGAACAAAUUUGUUUUUCGCUGUUCAUAGCAAGGCGUUAAUCUUACACGGUUUAGGUGCCGACUAACUUCUGCCUUAGACUUCGACCGAGCUCCCUGAUCAGUCAUUAUGGAUAGCUGUGUCGGGGCAGAAAUCUCCGGCAUAGCCGUAAAUGCUUGGCGCUGCCAUACUGCGCUUCAGCACUAGGUCUGGAGGUAUGGUCCUGUAAUUGCAACAAAGAGUAAAAGUUAGAUAUUUAUCA
Messenger RNA from Actinia tenebrosa (Australian red waratah sea anemone), 3682 nucleotides. RefSeq names its product tolloid-like protein 2. The record is from RefSeq and is a predicted model, not a curated record. NCBI's taxonomy places the organism in Eukaryota, Metazoa, Cnidaria, Anthozoa, Actiniaria, Actiniidae.